AGCCCGACGGCAUGAAGGACCUGGACGCCAUCAAGCUCUUCGUGGGCCAGAUCCCGCGCAACCUGGACGAGAAGGACCUCAAGCCGCUCUUCGAGCAGUUCGGACGCAUCUAUGAGCUCACGGUGCUCAAAGACCCCUACACCGGCAUGCACAAAGGCUGUGCCUUUCUCACCUACUGUGCCAGGGACUCUGCCAUUAAAGCUCAGACUGCCCUGCACGAACAGAAGACCUUGCCCGGGAUGGCGCGGCCAAUCCAGGUGAAGCCUGCGGACAGUGAAAGCCGUGGAGGGGACCGGAAGCUGUUUGUGGGGAUGCUGAACAAGCAGCAGUCGGAGGAGGACGUGCUGCGGCUGUUCCAGCCCUUCGGGGUCAUCGACGAGUGCACCGUGCUCCGGGGUCCUGAUGGGAGCAGCAAAGGCUGUGCCUUUGUGAAGUUCUCCUCCCACACGGAGGCUCAGGCGGCCAUCCACGCCCUGCAUGGCAGCCAGACCAUGCCGGGUGCCUCCUCCAGCCUGGUGGUCAAGUUUGCCGAUACGGACAAGGAGCGGACGCUGCGGCGCAUGCAGCAGAUGGUGGGCCAGCUGGGCAUCCUGACGCCGUCCCUCACCCUGCCCUUCAGCCCCUACAGUGCCUACGCCCAGGCUCUCAUGCAGCAGCAGACGACGGUCCUGUCCACCUCAGGCAGCUACCUGAGCCCCGGCGUGGCCUUCUCACCCUGCCACAUCCAGCAGAUUGGCGCCGUCAGCCUUAAUGGGCUGCCUGCCACACCCAUCGCCCCUGCCUCUGGACUGCACUCCCCCCCGCUGCUCGGCACCGCCGCCGUGCCCAGCCUCGUGGCUCCCAUCACCAAUGGCUUCGCCGGCGUCGUGCCCUUCCCUGGCGGGCACCCUGCCCUAGAAACCGUAUACGCCAAUGGCCUUGUGCCCUACCCAGCUCAGAGCCCGACGGUGGCUGAGACCCUCCACCCUGCCUUCUCUGGAGUCCAGCAGUACACAGGUAGGGAGGCAGCGCGGCCCGCGGCCAUCACGCCCAUCGCGCACAGCGUCCCCCAGCCGCCGCCCCUCCUGCAGCAGCAGCAGCGAGAAGGUCCCGAAGGCUGUAACCUGUUUAUCUACCACCUCCCCCAGGAGUUUGGAGACACGGAGCUGACGCAGAUGUUCCUGCCCUUCGGCAAUAUCAUCUCCUCCAAGGUGUUUAUGGAUCGGGCCACCAACCAGAGCAAAUGUUUUGGCUUCGUGAGCUUUGACAACCCGGCCAGCGCGCAGACCGCCAUCCAGGCCAUGAACGGCUUUCAGAUCGGCAUGAAGAGGCUCAAAGUGCAGCUGAAGCGGCCCAAAGAUCCGGGACACCCCUACUGACCGCGCCCACAGCCGCCCUGAGGCUGCGGGCUUGGCCCAGGUGAGCCGCCAGGCGGCCCCAUCCCCAUCCCCCACCCCGCCCCACCCCCGUCUUGUCCGCACUCCCUCCUCAUUCUCCAAACCCUCCCCAGGCUGGGGGGAUGCUGCAAGAGGCUACAAGGAGUCCCCAGGUUUGGUUGACAGGGACAGAGAUGGACGAAGACACCCCCAAUCUCCCUCUGUGGUCAGGGCUGGAACCAGAGCAGUAGGAUGGGAGUGGGGAGGGUGGUUAGGGGAUCCUUCCUGGAGAAGGCUUUGAAGGAUGAAUAGAAGUUCGUCUGAGAGGUGGGGUUUGGUCUGGGGUGGAGUGGGCUGUGGGAAGGGGCUUCUGUCCUGUGCUGUGAAUCUGUUCUCCCAGCUGGGCUCCUCUGAGAGCUCUUUGCUUGGCAUAAUGCAUACCAAUGAGUUGAUGGGAGAAUGGAAUUUUUGCCCUCAGCCAUGGCAUGCUGGGGGGGGGCUAUCAGGGGGAAUCCAAAGGAACGAACAAAUCCCCAAGCGUGUUUGUGCCAUUAGUGUGAACAACUCUGUCCAAUCAUCACCUUCUUUGGGGGAAUGAACUGUGAGCCUGAGGGGCCAAUGGGGAAAUUUACAACGAGCUCACGCCUUGACAAGGCUCAUCUGUGAAGUGGGCCCAUGCACGUGGCCUCCCCCAGAGGCAGUGGGACGGAUCCCCGCAGGGCACUCGGUGUUUUCCCAGCUGAGCCCGGGUCCUGCCACCUGGGAAUCUCGUUUCCUCUUAAUCGUCGUCGCUGCGUCAUCACAGAGGAUGUCCUGGGAUCUGGUGUGAAGCAGGUGCUCAGUGAGGGGCUGUUCCUGCUCCCAGGAACCCUGCUCCCAGCACCCACAGAUUCGAGGGUGUUCAGUCACGGGGUCGUGUGUCUUUGGGAGCGACGGAAAUCCACCCCUGGAAGCCAGCAACAGGCAAUCUGCGUUUGGACAAGUUGACAGCAAUUCCUCACUGAGCAUCUACUGUGCGCCAGGCACUGUUUCCAGCCGUGAAUGAACCGAAAUGGGAUUGGGGAGCUGCUUCAUGGAGCUUCAGUGGCAGGGAGCAGGGGAGAGGAGGCAGAAAUAAACAUUUGCCCCAAGUGGCCAGAUGAGGGCAUGGGUUUGAUGACCCUCAGUCCCUUCCAAGCUGGGUGUGUCAGCCUCUAGACCCCAAAAUGGACUUUCUGAAAAGAUAGGGUCCCUUGGGUUCCAGACCCUAGCCUGGCCAGGGCAGGGGUGGGGGUGGGAGGUGAUGUCCUCUGCUGACCUGUGCCCUCAUCGCCACACCCUAACGCCCCUCCCUUCUCCGCCAGGUGAGGGGCCUUCCCACCCCAGGAGGGUUUCCCGCUUCCAUCCGAUCCAGGACUUUACCGUAAAUUACAACUGAGUUUGGACACCAGCCCCCACCUCCUCUCCCUUCUUCCUUGUCCCCCUCCCCAAAAUGUGAAACACUACUGAAGGCCACACGGAGCUGGGAUGGGGCUUCGUGGUCUGCGAGGGGCUCCUGAGUUGGGGGCCAAGGGGCUGACUGCCCCUUCUGGGAGAUUUCCUCGCUCCCCCCACAACACAACCUUUGUGGCUUCCCCGAAUGAAAUCGCAACUUUUCCUAUAUAUAUACAUGCAUAUAUAUAGAGAGCUAUAGACGGUAUAUAUAUUUUUUGAGUAUAGAUCAUGGGACCAAACCUUUCCGACUUCCUUCCAUCUAAGAGAAGGUGGCCCUGGGCAGGUCACUCAGCAGGGACACUCAGAAGGGCUGAGGCUGGUGGGGCAGCCCAGUGUCUCCCCACCUCCCGCUGUCAUGUCAGACCAGGGCACCAGGCGAAGCACUGAGAAUCAUCAGCCGACGCGAUAUACCUCCAGGACUUUUGACCCCUGCCACCGACGAGAUUCUCGCGGGCCUGUGGGCUCAGCUGGCUUCAGUGUCCCUGGUCCUAGCUGCAGCUUCCGGAACCUCCUCCCCCUCCUCAUCCCAGGGCCCUACCUUCCCCGGAUGUAGGCACAAAAGAGACCCCUUGGCCUCCCCCAGUCCUUCCCCCCAGUCAUAGCCUUACUCAUGUGACCAAUAGCCCUUAGCUUUCCGUGUCGGGGGCAGACAGGGGCGGGGGCGGGGAGCCCCCACCCAGAACCCCCUCCCAAGGGCAGGCGGCCACCCUCCCUGCCUUUGGAUCACCAGCCUGGAAUCCACAAUCUCAUGACCAAGAUUGCCACGUGCACUAGACAAACCCGACCUGCACCCCUUCACCGGAGAUACCUCUACAAAGAAUUUUUUUUUUGGUCUUUCUGAGCAGGUACAAAGAAGAAAAGACAUGAGGAAAAAAAUCAAAUGACAAUGGAUUUUUGUUUUCUAGUUGGGGCGGGGAGGACUAUGCUUUGUGGGGGGGCGGGGCUCUGUAUAGCUACCCAAACCGUGAAAACCCUUCUUGAAGCACAGAGUCAAGUUUUUUUUUUUUUCGGACAUCCGGUGGGGCCUCUUGCCAGAUGAGGCACCAGAGAACUUAAUAAGCUCAAGAAAAAAAAAUUUUAAAGAAAAAAAAAGCACUCCCUUUUGUUUCUACCAAAUGUGUUGACCGACCCAGAAAAAAAAAAAAGGAAAAAAAAAUAGCAAAAAAGGGAAAAAAAAGGAAAAAAAAUCUUCUGACCAACCUGUUUCGAUAUUCCAGUUUGAUAAUUGUUCCAAGACCCUCUCUAGCGUGCCUGUGUCCCGUGCGUCUGCGUGUACAAGUGUGUGCUCAGGGGCGGCGGGGUCCCAUCCGUGUCCCGCCCCGCCCCGCCCCCCGCCAGGCCUGCUUGGGAGUGCGUGCUGGCGUGCAGUGGCGUGUGUCCUCUGGUCCAUGUUUACUGGCUGUAAAUACCAUUUUUAUACUCCACAUCAAAGACCUACGUGAUUUGUACGAUGUACUUUAUUUCUGCUACGAGUAAUUUCAUGAAGUUUCAACUUGCAAAACGACUUUUGGAGACAAACACACACACACACACACACACA
Messenger RNA from Vicugna pacos (alpaca), 4368 nucleotides. The record is from RefSeq and is a predicted model, not a curated record. NCBI's taxonomy places the organism in Eukaryota, Metazoa, Chordata, Mammalia, Artiodactyla, Camelidae.